Messenger RNA from Podarcis lilfordi (Lilford's wall lizard), 19271 nucleotides. NCBI's taxonomy places the organism in Eukaryota, Metazoa, Chordata, Lepidosauria, Squamata, Lacertidae. The record is from the annotation of a GenBank genome assembly.
AUGCACCGAAGACAGAAAGGUUCAAAUAUUGGACUAUUUCUGCUACUUUCUCAGAUUUUCCAAGUUGGAGUUUCUAACAUUCCACCUGUGACACUUGCCGCUUUGGCAGCAAACGUUUUUCUCUUUUUACAACCCAUGAAACGACUGGAUAAAACAUGCAUCAGUGUCACCGAGUGUCUUUACAGAAGAGAUUGGCAUCGUUUGUAUCUUUCACCAUUUCACCAUGUGGAUGAUUGGCAUCUAUAUUUUAAUAUGGUCUCCCUGCUUUGGAAAGGAAUUAAGUUGGAGAGGAGGCUUGGAAGUUUUUGGUUUGGAUAUAUCAUUACAAUAUUUUCUCUGCUAAUUGGAGUUGUGUACAUGCUUCUGGAACUUGCUGUUGCAGAACUUCUGGAUGUUCCUUCAUACAAACAGAGUUGUGCUGUUGGCUUUUCAGGUAAUAUAUCCACUGCUUUUUCACAAGAUUAAUAUUUUUUACUGGAAAUGCUAGCUUUUCUAAAGAAGGAUCAUAUUUUGGAGUUAAAAUCAUGUUCUUGAAGGGCAUGAUGAGCACAAGGUACUUAUGAACAUACUUAUUUUCAGUUACAUAACUAAUUUUGUUAGCUUCAUUCUGUUUUGUGGGCAUGCUUAUGAUGCAUUUUCCCCAAUCAUCCCAACAGAUGCAGUUUUAGGAUUGUGCCCUAAAUUUAAAUAAUCUUGAAGGACAUAACCAGAUUUUUGUGUUCAUAUACUUCUUCGUAUUAUUAUUUUUUUAAAUGACAACUCAAAGUGAAAUCAUUAAAAUGCACAUGCAGCUAGAUUUUCAUAUUUAUCUGUCGCUACAACCCAUACCAAAAUACUGGUAAAUUAUUUUGCAGUAAAUACUGACAGAAAAUUGGAGAGUCGUGUUUGUCUUUUUCAUCUGUUUGAAGUGUGAACAAAGACACUUAAUGGAGCACGGAAGCAUUUUAAGAAAAAGCAAAACUUCUAUGUGCUUUGUUUUUCAUAUUACAUGAGAAUUUCUCUUAAUAUGUUUUUCUGCUUCAUUUUGAUCCAGGAGUAUUAUUUGCUUUGAAAGUUCUUAACAACUACUAUCACCCAGGUGGAUCAAGCAACGUCAUGGGAUUUAUUAUAUCCAAUAAAUAUGCUUGUUGGUUGGAACUUGUAGCAAUUCACUUACUGAACCCAGGGUAAGUAUCCUUUGACUUAUCUACAACUUGCGUUAAAUAAUUAUACAUGUAUAUGGAUGUCAUUAUGAAUAGAGUAAAGCCUGCAUCCCUUCUGGAUUGUAUGUUUUUAUAAGAAAACUGGGGAACAUGUUCAAAUGGCAUAUACAGAGAAGCUUUCUGGGGAGGAAAAUGUAUUUAUUUCAUUUCAAAGAAAUAGGGCUGUUUACAAUAAAGUAAAACAGCAUAUUUUUAUGAUAAAAUAUGCAUAGGAAUUAAUUUUUAUUGUACCUUUGAGCUUUUAAUGACAUUUACAUUUUGUAAGUGAGUUUUUGAGACAUAGAUUAGGCAUAGAUUAGCAUAGGAACUACAUUUACCACAUCACUGAUAAUCAUGUCUCGUUUAUGUCCAUUGUAGUUCUGCUAGUUUGCAGUGCUUGCUUCCUGAUUCAGAGCACCCUACCCUUAACAUCAGUUUUGAAAGUGUUUCACCCUCCUUCUUGCCACAUAUUCUGGUUUAUGUGACUUACCCCUUCCAAACAUUGAAGUGUUGUUGUUUUGAAUCCAAGCAGAUUGUUUUGAUUUAAGCAGGCUUUCUUUUUCAUACUUCUUUUCUAUCCUUUCUUACUGCUUAGAACAUAGCAAUUUUAAAAUAAUCACAAACCCAAACUGGGUUGUUGGGUCUUUUUUGGAAAAAUAAGCAGCCAGGGUGCAGAAAUCCAUCUUAAACUUUAAAAUUGAGCUGAAAAUAUAUGGGUUGCUGAAGAGAGUAGGAAAGGUUUCUAUCCCUCUCCAGUUCAAGGGGUGUGUUUGUUUCCUUUCCCCACACAGGUUCUUUUUUGUCAACUCUCCCGCCCCCAACUCAUUUUUGGCCUCGUUGAUUCAGCCUUCUCAAAUCACACCUGCUCUUUACUCAGUUUCUUUCCUAACUCCCUCUACCCUCCCACUCAUUCUUCUGCCUUGCCACUAUGUGUGAACUGAUGCAUCAUACCCAUCAUAUACAGUUGCUUUUCUGUAUAGUUACAAGUUCCCUUUCUUCGUCUCACAAAUUCACUUACUUAAGUAAGAAUUCAUUUUCCUCUCCACUUUAGAAGAUGGCUACCAUUAUUAAUGUGUUGAAUUGCAAGUGCACAUAAACUUUUAUUAUCCCCUUGAGGCUUGCUGUAUCAAUAAGUGCUCAGAAUGGGAUGUGCCAACCAUCAUCCUCUUCUAUUCCAGUGUAGGCAAAAUCACUGGUCAAAUGUUUAAUAUAAGAGUGGCAAUCUCUUUCUUUGUUUAUAGCAUUUUUUAUUCUGAGAGCUGCUAAAUCCAGCUCUUAGGGGCAAACGUUUUACUGGGCAAACGUUUUAACAUGUUCUUUUCCUGCUUAAUCUUUGUCUGCUUUUUGUUAUGCCAGUAUAAUAUACAGUAACUGGUAAGGGUGUUCCUGUUGGCUGCCUCGAAAUCAGAAGAUUCAUACCCCACUGGAAGAGUUGACUUUGCUUUUGAACCUGAGAAUCUCCAAGAAGUGCUAUAAGAUCUUGUAGGGGUGGCUUUCAUUGCCAGGAUUAGGGUAUUUGCUUGGAUUUUAAUUUUAUCUGCAAGCUUUACUGAUUAGAGUCACCUUAAUUUGUUUGGAAAUUGUUGUUACCUGCCCUGUACAAAGAACAAUGUCUGUCAUUGUUAGGUAAUAGCCUGAUAGGAUAAGAUGCAAUAAUCUGUGAUGGCUGAUUCCAUGACAACUGCUGAUAACAGUCUCAAGUAUUCAGAAUAUCAAGUGGUAACAGCAGUUACCACUUGCAUAAAGUAAGGAAUGCAGUUGGUAUCAUUUUUCUAUAGUGUAUGCUUUUUAGCAAGAGGUGUUUUGGAAACAGUUUCUUCUGUUGUUUGUUGAAGGACUGGAAUGUUUUAAUUAAUUUUUAGAGAUAUACAAUACUGUGCAUGAAAUGGGUAUUUUCUUGGUGCCACAUAGGGUUCCUUCCUUCCCCUGCUUUCUGUCGUAAGUGAAGAAAAGGUUCUGAAUGAUGCUAACUGGAGAACUACCACUUUUAGUCAAAUUGGGGCUGGUAAAUCCUUAUUCAACACUUCAACUUAAUUGCAAAAUAACCAGAAAUGGGAAUGCUAGCUAACAGUAAGGAACAAUAGAAGUUUUCUGUACAGAACAGCUUUAAAUCAGUUGGUUUUUGUUUAAUCCAGGCUCAUUUGCAUUCAAAUACUGUCUCAUCUCUAUUAUCCUUUACUACACAGCCUACUUUGUAUAGUUUUAAUUUAGCAAUAAAGAACAUAAAUUGUGCAGUUGGCUGUAUCUACCAUGGGUUUAUUUCCAUGAUAGGCUAUGCUUUCUCCCCCUCUUGGCUUGAGGUUUUGUGGAUUUUCUCACUAGGAGUCAGUUCAUCCAUUCUUUUAUCACUCUGUUUUUAAGCUCACUUUAUUUAAUCUGGCCUCUCAGUAGAAAGGAGGUAAACUAAUAAUAUAGUCUCAGUUAUAAGUCUCCAUCAAGACAAAACUCUUUGAACUUUUCCAGAUCAAACUUUCACAAAACAAAAGAGAUGUGACUUGAGAACGUUCACACCCAUCUUCUACCCCUCAACAAGCAGAUAAAAGAAAUGUGAAGAAGCAGAGCCACAUAGGUCCAGAGCUGCUACAGUUUCUGCUUUCAGCCCAAUAAAAGGCGAUUGGAGUGUUUUGGAAGGAUGCUUAUGGUGCAUUUUGGCCAUUUGUGAAUGGAUGUGGAAGGGAGACAUGGUUAAAAUUCUAGCAAGUUCUAGUUUGGUGUAUGCCUAAUACUCUAGCUACAGUUGGAUACUAAAAGGGGAUUUUCAAGUGACUUGUAAUGAUGAACUCAGUAAUUCCUCUCCCCAGCUUUUUAUGAGCCAAGCUUGCCCCAGUGCCAUCACUCCUUGCCACUGCUUCUCCCCUCCUCCCGCAAGCUUACCUAUAGGGAAGUUUUUCUAUAAGGCUAUCCUUCCUUCCUGAUGGCCAUCUGGAAUGAAAAAAGUGCCCUAAGGGCACUAAGGACCCUAGUAUCUCUUAAUUUUCUAGGGAACCUGAGUAAUUAGUUUGAAUAUUAGAUGUCUUGGAAACUACAUGAUCCUUGCCCCUUGAAUGCUGUCAUUUUUCUAUCUAUUAUCUAUCUAUCUAUCAUCUAAAGUAACUUGUUAUUUGAAGUUAACUUAAAAGAACAAUCAUCUUGCAAACACCCAGUAUUUUUUCAGUGAUGUUUUUUCAUGCUAAUGUUGUUUAAUUUUUUGGCUAGUUAGUAUCUGUCUGUGCAAAAAAAGUCUCAGACCAGAUUUGUGCCAAGUUUCAGUUUUUUCUGUGUUGUGAAAAUCCUUAACCAUUUUGAUGCACCUGUCAGUAAGUGAGCAAUAGUUCUUAACUGAUAGGUAAACCCUAACUUUUUCUGUAUUGGAAUUUGCAGAAUUAAUAAAGUCUCUGAAUAUGGCUGUACAAGUUAGUACAUCAGAGGAGCCCUAUUGGAUCAUAAAUAAUCCAUAAAGACGACAGUGUUCUUUUCGCUCAUUAUUUCCCCCCAAAAUUGGACAGUGAAAUACAUGUUGUUCCUUUGGUUAUAUUAAAGUCUUCACAAUUUAAAAUGCACCAAGUGGAGCAUAGGCUGCAAACUGACUAAUUGGUCUGAUUUGGGAUAAUGAGGGUACAGAAUGUAUCUAAUCAUGAGCAAUACAACCUCUCACAAAGGAUUGCUUUCUUUUUAGGACGUCUUUUGCAGGGCAUCUGGCAGGUAUUCUUGUUGGGCUAAUGUACACCAUGGGACCUCUGAAGAUGCUCAUGAAAGCAUGCUCAGGUAUGGAAUGAUGACCCUGAGUCUUACCAAUAAUUCACAGUUCAGUGAAUUGAAUUGAACAUGAAUACUUAGCUUUUACUUCAUAAGUUUCAAGCCAUCCUUAUGUGGUGUUUCUGUCCAUUAAGUGUGGAUUUGCAUCUGCAGUUACGUUCACAUUGAAUGGUUUGACAAAUCCUUAACACAUUAUAAUUUAUCGUCUAGGAGAUUAGGAACAUCAGUUCUCAUUUAAAGUGGGGCAUUUGAACUGUUCUUGUGUGGGUUAUUCAUGUGGACACACAAUAGCAGAGCCUUGACAAGGUGCCCGUAUCUAUCAUAAAGAGGGGAGUGAUUGUUGUGUGUUUUAGAAACCAACAUGAAUUCACUUUAAGGGAUCCUCUUUGCAAGGAAUGUCCUCCUGCACAUAAUGUGUAUGUGAACAGUAUGGCAGGGAGGAAUAUACCCUGAACACAAAUGGCAUGUGAAUCAGCUCUGCUUUCGUAAGCAAACUUGAAUUAAAAAGUGCCAUCUUUCAUGAGCUGCAUACUUUUACAUGUUUCAAUUUAAAGGCAUGUUUGCAAGACAGGGGUCCUAUGUAUUUUGUUGUAUUUUAGUGGUGGCUGCCACUAAAACAGAGUACAAUGUUCUAAAUAAAAUAGAUAUGCUAGCUUUGCAAACAGCAGUUGAGGGACAUUUUCCCUACAGUUUCAGUAUCCUCCUUUCCCACCUCAUCUUAGGUAUUGCUGUUCAGCUUGUUAGAAGAAAAUUGUCAAAACUCAAUAGACAUGUUAACAGGAUGGAAUUGUAACAGUUAUACUUCUAGAUAGAUGAAUCUGUCAAAUUCAAAGUUGUAAAAGGGCAAUAUGAUAAAUGCUUAUGAAUAUUAAAUACAUUCUUGCUAGGUGGCUUUCGCUCUCAAACUGACUUUUCAGAACAAAGAAACAGAUACAAUUCAGGUAAGUAACUUAGGUUGUACUUGCUUAUCUGAAAGUGCUCAGGAAAUAUCAUAGCAGAUUGGAGCACUCUUCUGUUUCUGUAGUGCUUCAAUCUGCUUUGUGGUGCCUCUGCCUUUUUCUCAGUGUCAGGAAUGUAAAUGUUUGAAUACCAUUGCCCUCUUUGAGUCAAGGGAAGUAUGGUGUUUGAUCUAUACUGGGUUUAGCCACAAGGUAGGGAUUGCUCACCAAUUCUCCUUCCAUUAACCAGAUUUAAAAAGUGUGUAGCUAUGGUGGUUUUGGAGUUGAGGCGCUGAUUUGUGUUGUGAGAGUGUGUUCCCAUACAUGCUCUGAUUAGGGCUGGGCUUAGGUUUUCAACAUCGCGAUGUAUCGUCAGCAAAACAUCGCAGUUUGGCGAUACACCGCAAUGUUGAAACAAGCUGCAUUAGCCCCAGCUGGCGAGGCACUGGGAGAAACUGCCUUAGCUCUCAUGGCAGGACCUGAGGAGCUUUCAGCUCAGCGUCUGGCGGGCUGGGGACAAUGCAGCUGGCGCCAGCCUGCUGCUCAGCUGUAGGCAAGAAAGCCUCCUGCCCCCAACUGAGCGAGCCCUGAUGUCCCGGUGAGCAGAAGCGAGAUUGGGGCUGCUCAGCUGGGGAACAUGAAGCCCCUGCUUCCCAGCUGAGAGAUCCAUUGACCCCACUCCUGCUUGCAGGAGCAGGAUUGGGGCUGCAGACUCCGUCAUGCUUUUCCAUUGAGGGGUGUGCGGCUGUGUUCCCCUCAACAGAGAAGUUUAAAGGAGCACUGCCUGGCCAGGCGGAGACAGGCGGCUGCAUCAAAGGCAGUGCAGGGACUCUCAGAUGCAGCUGCUAGGCUGUCUCCACCUUCCCUAAGCACAGCCCAUGUUCCGCCUGACUGCCUUCACAUGGUGCAGGGGGUCUGAUUCCAAGGUGGGGGCUCUUUUAAACUUUUCCCUUGAGGGGAGUGCAGCUGAGCACCCUCAGUGGAAAAGUGUCUUGGAGCCUGCCACCUCGCCAGCUGAGCAGCCCCGAUCCCGAUCCUACUUGAGUGCAAGCAGGAGUGGGGUUCGGGCUCCCUCAGCUGGGAAGCAGGAGCAUUUUAACAGAGGCUUCUGCAAGCGGUAGUGGGUUAGAGGCUCCAUAAAACUGCCUGGCUGAGGCGAGGGCAGAGGUGCACUCCUCAGCCAAUCAGUUUAAAGAAGUAGAGGGAGGAACAAGCUGUAUUGGCACUUUGCCCAUGCAGAUUGUUUCUCUCUCUGCGGGUAUGAGGGGCAGAUCACUGGCAGUUUAAUUCAGUGGUAUAUCGCUAGUGAAACCACCGCUGCUUGAGUCCCUCUGCUUCUAGCACCAGCAGCUUGUUUUUCCCUCAGUAUGCUGGGUGCUGGAGGAAGAGGGACUCGGGAACGGUGGCUGUUUCACUAGCUAUAUACCACUGAGGGAGGUUGUCAUCGCAGUCUGCCCCUCAUACAAGUCCUGGGCGAUAUAUUGAUACAUCGCCCAGGACUAUCUGAUGGGGGGAGGGGGAUAUGCCCACUCUUCCACCUCUGGCAUGCAGUCCCUGGAGGGGUUGCACUAGGACAACACAACCUCAUACUGGAAAAUGUUAGUCACCUGAUCUGAUAUAAUAACUUCUUGCAUUUGAUUUAAGAAAAGAGACAAGUACCGUAUUUUUCCAUGUAUAACACGCCCCCGUGUAUAAGAUGAGCCCUACUUUUGGGGACCCCAAAUUAAGGAAAUGGGAGAUUGCCGACAAUCGCUCACCCGCCUGACCGCCGCUGGCAAUCGCACACCUCGCUGAAGCCAUGAAUCGUCUGCCUGCUCGCCGCCGAACACCUGCCCAAUUGCCGCAGCAGCCAAUCGCCAGCAGGCCUUGCUGCAGCCACCAAUCACCUACCCAAUCGCCGCUGACAGUCUCCUGCUCGCGGUUGCUGCCAAUCGCCCAUCCCCCCUCUGCACUAUCCAUGUAUAAGACGACCCCCAAUUUUAAACAUUUUAAAAUAAUAAAAAAAAUCUUAUACACAGAAAAAUACGGUAUUUGAGAGGUCUACCUAGCCGGGGUGUCCUGUAUUACCAGAUGUGUUAGGGCUGGUGAGCUUUCUCUCAGUGAUAGGUGGAAAGGAGAGCAUUUUGGUUUAUGCUGGUCUUUUAAUUGCUGCUCUGUUUAUCAGAAGAUGAUUAUCCUUGUUCAUGAAUAAAAAGAGCAAACAAAGUACCAUUAUUCAUGUACACCCUGAUCAUGCUGAGCACACACAGCAGCCUAAUAAAAGAAAUUGGAAUUGUGUUGAUCAACUAUUUUAUGGGGAAGUGAGAUCAUCCAAUGGGUAAAUUCAGCUCUUGGCUCACCCUUGCAAGCUAUCACUGGAGUACUAGACAUUUUUACUAGACCACACAGAGUGGAGACUCAGUUGCUGGAUUGGGCUUAGGAAUCAAACAUACAGAAUCCACUUACAUGUCUGAUUAUCAGUGCAAAUAGGGACAUGUGCAAAAAAGUUGGGUUUGCAUCCUUUUAGGGCCUAGCUGAAUUGCAACAGGCUUUAAUAGAAUCUUUUUCUUUUUUGUGAUUACUACAGUAAGCACAGCAUUUUUCCUUGCACUAUUACCUACCUCUUAGUUCUUAAAAAGCAAGUUACAGAUAGAAUGGUCAGUAUCCAGUGAGGUUCUACCACUAACACAAAUACUUCCACUUGAGGAAUGGAACUUGCCCUUCCUCUCUUUCUCCCCACACCCCCAUACCCUCUACAAAUCUGCUCCGGAGGGUUGAGGGAAAACAUAGAACAAAUUCAAUACUGUAAUUUGAUAUACAGUAGUAGUCACUCCUGGUAUCACACUUUCUUUCUCUGUGUGUGAUCUGUGUAGAGAAUUUUAGAUACCCGGGUUACCCAUCACACUCAUCGAGAGAUUACAGCAUGUAUACUGGUGGACUGAAUGAAGAAGAACAGGUUGAAAGGGCCCUCAGAAAUAGUCUGAAUGAUAGAGGUAAGAAAUCUCACUUUCUACUGAGAACCUAUGCAGGGUGUAUUACGUGUUAAGGAAUCAUUGUUCAUGUUUAUGUAGGUCUGCUGUCUUAAAAAUAAAAUGAAGCAGAGCCUCAUAAAUUUGUAUUUUCUUUUUUUCCUGUUGUUCUCGAAGUUUAACUAUGUUCAUGGUUUUGAUCAGGAUGGUCCUGGUCUGUCUCCUUCCAAGAUUCAAAAACGUACUCUUCUCUCAUUACAAUGAAAAACAUCAACAAUAUCACAACGUGCAUGAAAUCUCUAUUCAGGGCCAACUGAGAUGUUGAGUGCAGUGCUGGUCAGUAUUUAUGGUUGGGGAGCAGACCUGAGUGAAGGCUGUAGUCUCCAGGUCUGCUCCCCAAGCCACAGCGAAUUGGUUAGUUCAAAUAGUGGGUCUGGCAGGGACCCGUGAAGCACUGCAAUGGCCGGGGGAAGUUGCAGUGCCUGAAACAAAGAUGGCGAGGUGCAGUGGGGCGUUCUGGAGGUGCUGCGUUAGGUCACAAUUGGCACUCGCCACAAAGACAGGCAAGCGGCCAUUUCCUGCUGACAUUUCCAUUCAACCCAGUGGUAGAAUAACAGGCACUUAAUCCCACAUCGUAACACCUUGCCUGGUACUCCAGGCUUCUACUUGGUGCCAUCCCUGGUUAAUAAGGAACUUUCAUAGAAUUGCAGAGUUAGUAGGGACCAUAAGGGACAUCUAGUCCAACCCCCAACCCCCGCAAUGUGGGCCUCAAACCCACUACCCCGAGGCUAAGAGUCUCAUAUAUAACACAGAUCUUUUUGUGAGUGCUCUUUCCUAUUUUCAACCACAAUUCUUGAAAUAUUUUUUCAGUAGCAGGUGCAGUGUUGGCUUGCAGACUAGUCUUAAAACAGGUGGUUUUGGCACUCCUAUCUUAAAGACGCAAUGGAACAACAUGUCUGAAAGCAUAUGGGGCCUUCAUUUUAAAUUUACUAUUAGGACCUAGAAGGCAGGGAGCCUGGAAAUGCCGCUGCUGUUUUGUAAAUGAUUUUAUUUGAAGAGUAAACAGCAGAAUAAAUUGGUCAGAAACUAAUGACGAAUUACUAAAAUAAUUUCUGAGUUUGAGGUUUUGUGUGUGGAGUUUUUAAAAACCAGUCUCUCUUGCUUUAGGGUUUGGGGAUGAUUGAGACUUUUUUACUGAAUAAGGCUGGAUGUUUUUGCACAGCCUGUAUUUAAUAUUUAUAUCAUAUUUGUUUAGUUAGCCACUGACUUUUUCUAUUAUUGUAUGUUGUGUGUUGAGUCUGUUUAAAGUCUGACCGUUUUCUAUUUUAAUAAUUAUUCUAAUUAAAGCUUUUAAAAAAUUAAAUCGGGUUAGACUCUGGGUGUGUUUUGCUUCACACUUAACAUCUGUUUGUCAUAUGCUAGGGGUGGUAUUGGCUGGUGAGGCUGAAGGGUUUCUGCUUCUCCAUAGUGUGUGGGAGAGCAUAUUUGCAUAAUCAUGUCUAUAGAGCAGACAGCUCUAUGACACCAUGGUGUGGUGUUCUGUUACUCUUGCUGUUUAUGUGCAGCUCAUAGUGAUUGGAAUAAUGUGAGUUCAGCUGUGGGGUAAAUUGUCCCUUCAGGCAGGGGGAUGGAAUCUUGUUUUUUCCUACCCCGGUGAUUGUAUCAUAUCACUGGAGUGUGGCUAACUUCGGACUGUCUGAAACUAUAACUUGCAUCAUCUUCUAAAGACAUGUCUGGAAUUUAAAAGUUAUAACCUUGGUAAAAGCAAGAACAAUUACCGGAAUAGCAAUUGUAGCUUUUGAGGAUUAGCCUUCCUCCUACCACUCAUUCCAUGUUGAAUGGAUUUUCCACAAAGCAGUUUAAAGUGACCCUUUCUCUCUCUUUUUUCUCUUUUUAAAUUAACCCACCUUUCUUUCAAGUUUGGUCUUCAAGGCACCCUACAAAUCAUUUUUUUAAACCAGCUUCAAAUAUACAGAAGAGCAGCUGAAAUAAUAAUCAUAUCUGUAUUAUUUGCCAUCAGAGAAUCAGGACAAUAAGACAGCCUUUGUUUGGCAUAGAAAAUAUUAUAAUGUUGGUGCUAGGCAAAUAUGCCUGUGGUAGAAGUUCCACAGUCUGGGUACCACUGGACAAAAGAUCCUGUCUCUGGCUAUUUGAUGACUGUCCAUCUUAAAUGGCUAUUUGUCUUCACAUUCACACUUAUAGAUAGAUCUUCCAGUUCUGCUUUGUGUAACUCAAAACUUUGUAAUUUCAAUCGCUGAUUGUAAUAUCUCAGCUUUCUCCCUAUUAGAAUGCAAGUAUUUAAAACUUUCAUACAUCCUCCAAUUCUUGGCCCAGGAUGCAGGAAGUGCCAAGUGCUCUGCCUCUUAUAUAGUGUUCAAUAAUGGUUUUAAAUAGCUCUGGAUGCUCAUUAGUUUGUGUUCCCAGGAAAUACAGUGGUUUAUGAUUGGCUUCUGUUUACAAAGCCACAGCUGUGUUAGUUUACUUCCCACAUGAAAAUUACUACAAAAAAGUCAGUAAAUUCCGUUACUAAUAAUACACAUUGAAGUUGCUAACGAGAUAAAAGAUGUCAGUGAUGGUGUGUCUCUGAUACAGUCGGUACAAACAAAUAAUUGGAAACAGAUGAACACCACAGAAAUGUGGGCACACAAAUCUUAAAAUAUAUUGUGCACAGAUUAAAAAAAAAUUCAUAUUCAUAUUCCUUUGGUUUCCUCUAGCAGGGCUUUGAAAUGGAUGUUUGUGCCACACAGGAACUUAAAAAAAAUACAUGUCUCUAUACAAGGUAUGGCAUAGAAACAAGGAAGGUACCAACAACAUGGUCAUAUAAUACUUGAUCUUGUUUUGACACUGCUGGACUUUGUUUUUGUUAAGAUAUCUUGCCCACAACCAUAGUUAGCUCACUGACACACUGUUAUUAAGAUAUGCUUAAAAUCUAAAACAAAUAAACCUGUUAAUUAUGGGUUUGGCUCAUCUUGUAAAAUCAAUGAAGUACAGCAAAACAUUACUUAACUGUUUUGACCAUGUAAUAUAAAAUGUCUAAGUAAGCAGAAUGUUAAUGGAAAGAGGUCUAUCUUGGUUGGGAUUCUUUAUCCAGUAUAGAAACACUAGCCAAGAGAGACUUACCUAGAAGUAGCCCUGCUCUGUUGGAUCAUUCAGUGAUGUAAAUAAAAUCAUGCACAGAAGAGUUUUUCUCUGCUUAGAAGCCUGCUUCUUCAGAAGGAAAGUAAUGUCUUUGGGAUAAUGCAAGUUUGUUUUUGAAGAUCGGGGCAGGAAGAUACUUAGUGCCAUUGGAGGAGAGGUAGUUUUAGCACUCCUAGAUGUUGUAAUAUGCUUGAUUUGUUUUUGCUUUCCUGCUGAAAUUAAGUAAUUUAGUCUCAAGUCAAGCCACUUUUUCAGCUUUUCAUAGGGUUCUGAUCUGGGGAAAUCAAAAUUAGCCACCAGUAGUAUGACUACUACUGCUGAAAUACAGUGGUACCUCGGGUUACAGACGCUUCAGGUUACGCGUUUUCAGGUUGCGCACCGCGCCGAACCCGGAAGUACAGGAACAGGUUAGUUCCGGGUUUCUGCACAUGUGCAGAAGCUCCGAAUCGCAACCUGUGUGUGUGUGUGCAGAUGCAGCGCUGCAGUUUGCAAACACUGAGGGUUGCGAACGUGCAUCCUGCACGGAUCACGUUUGCAACCCAAGGUUCCACUGUAGUGGUGAGUAUAUUCUUGUAUGGCUGUUGAAAGCACCUAUUGGAUUAUGUCUGUGGUGACUUACACUUAUUCACAAGCAAACAUCCAGCGCCUAGAUGAAGUUGUGCUUCUACAAAACAAAGCCAACCAACAAGUUGCUGGUGUGCAGACCUUGUCAUCCAGAGCAUUGAUUUGUAUGGUAUUUAGGGAAGAAGUUAUAUGGGGAAGAAGUUAUAACUAUAAUGAGAGAAACAAAGUUAAAGGAAUUUCCCUCACAUUCCUGCUGGCUGCAUUGGUAUGUGUGGUUGUUUACCAUAAUUUGCAUGAGCUAUGUGUUGGUGUACACAGCUUGAGUGCUCCAGUUUUACUGCUUAAUUUGUCUAACUAGGAGCAACAAACCAUGAGCCUUGACUUGGUGUGAAAUUGUGCACAUUAGGAUAUAAACCAACUACACACCUUGGACUAAUCUUACCUGUGAAUACAGUCAACGUUUGCACAGUCAAGCUAUUGAUGCUGGAUCAGAGAUAGUGUCAUAGUAGUUGGAAAGAGAAAAUUAUUGUUUGCUCCACAGAAAUAACUGCAUGGUCGGUUAGUGGGGGGUUGAAAUGACAUGAGUAGUUCUGUAGUGUGACUUCAGGGAGUCCAUCUGUGAAAGUCACCCAUGUGCAUAUACAUAUAUAGUUGUGUUUGAUGAUCACAACUUAGAUCUCUUAUUGAGCCACUCUAAUUGCACUGGAGACCUGGAGGUGCCUCACUUAGAAAGUGCAGUGUUUUCUGAGGACUUUGGAUCCACUUAAUCUCUGAAGGUCUUUUUAGUGUUCCUUCCACCCACACAGAGUGCACUUUGCCACCUUUAUGCUCCCCACCCCAUGCUUUCAGAGGGAAAGCUGACCUUUGGAGAGUGUCCAAAUAGGCCCUGGCAACCAGUGGAUACUAUGAAAAAAUAGUUCUCUGUGGUUGUUGCCUUAUUGCAGCAGGCUGUUCAUGUACAGUAGCACACCAUGCCAUUGGAAACCUCUCUUGAAGUUUGUAGAAGAAGCAUCUCUGAAUUGUAUGUUCAUGUGGAAGGUGGCUAAGUAGCCAGGUGACAUCUCUGACAUGUUUUGCUCUUGUUCCCUGUUCCUGAUGAAGGGGUUUGAAUAGGACUUAAAAGCAUUUCUUUCUUUCUUUCUUUCUUUCUUUCUUUCUUUCUUUCUUUCUUUCCUAAUGAAAUAGGACAGCUACAGGGGACCGUAUCACUUAUACCAAUUCUUUUAUUUGUCAUCCUUUGGAACAAAAAUGGCAGUGAUGCUGAAGACUAAGCAAAAAGGUGCAAGGGAGCAAUAAUCAUUGCCAAGAUCUUCCCAUUUAUUUACUCAGCCCAUUUCUGCUUUGUACGCAUUUUAAAUGCCCGUUGUUGUUUUUUGUGGAGAAGCAUUUCCCUCCCACCCGCAACUUGAAUGUAAUAUCAGUGUGUCUUUUAUAGAGUGCUGUCGUAUACGUUGCUGUUUUUUGUUUGGAAAGACAAGCCCAGCUGUACUGCCAAUAGGGGGAAAAAACUGCUGGGUAAUGCAUUAUGUAUUCUUUAUACAGUACCCAGAAGCUCUUUGUGAACUUUGGACACACAAGAAAGAAUGCCCUGGCAUUACAACAUAAUUAGCAAGACCAAACAGUGUUGUUAGGGAAUAAACAGUCUCUCAUCUGAGAUGAAUUAAAGCCAAAACCGAGGUUGUCGUUUGGUGCCAGUUGUUCAAAUGUUACUAAAACUGUUCAUUUGUCCCCUUGAUAAAUUGGGGGGGAAUUUCCAACCAGUUAUGAAAUUAUUUGAUUAUGAAAUUCAUUGUGAAAUCUACAUGUUACAGACAUGUGUUUAGAAAGAAAUCUUGUCCUAAUAUCUUUACCCAUUGCAGUGAGAGAUUCUGAGCAAGUUGUAAAACUCUUCAUAGUUUUGUAUGCACGUGGUAAUUAAUCCUCAAAAUGACCUUCAAGGUUAUUUUCUUUUGGACUUUGUGAAAUGUGUUUGGUUUGAUAUUUCCACAAUAAAUACUUUUUUAUUUUAUUUUAAGAAAUAAGUUGUUGGCAACCAGGAAGAAAACAUCCUAGACAGAAAGCAGUCUAUUUACAGGUCACAUUUCCCCCACAUUUUUAUAUGUUGGGUUUUUUGUUUGUUAUCAAACAAGAUUUUUGUGAAAAGAAGCCUUUGUUUGCUUCUAGUGCUUGUUCCUUGCCUGAAGUUAUAAACCAACAUUCUUGGUAUUGUAGGGUUGCUAUAUGUCCUCUUUUUCCAGGACAUGGCCUCUUUUUCAUGGGUAUGUAAAAUAAGAGUUGUCAUAGCGAUCCAUAAUUGCUCUUCAAGAUAUGGCAACCCUAAAUGUUUCUCUGAAGCCAAAUGAUACGUCAUAAUCUUAUUUGGGGAUACAUAAAUGAUACAUAAAAAUAAACGUUUGGAUUAUAUGUUCAAGCAGAGAUUUUAACAUUACAAGAAAGGCCGUAAACAUCUUGUGUUACCUAUCAGGAUUUUCUUGGGUUUGUUACCUUCAGUUUCUUAUGCAGGUUCCUCAUGGAUAUUGUUGGUGUCCCAGCUCCCAUCAGCCCAGUCGGCAUGACCAGUGGUCCAGGAUCAUGGACAUUGUCAUCCAUCUGGAGGGCCACAUGUUUCCUACUCACACCUACUCUAGGUAGUUCCUUAUGUCCCCAAGAAAUGCUAGAAAGUGAUACUUCCUGGGUCAAUGACUUGUGCUAUUCCUAUUGCUGCUCCCUGUAGGAAGGAUGAAAUUGACCAUAUAGGUCUCCAAAGUUAUAGUAAGAAAGCCUAGAGUUGUUGUACAGGGCAGCAUUAGUGUAAUCAGCUGAUUUGAGAUUCUUUGCCAGCAUGACAGAACAUAUAUCCAUCCUGAUGAGAUCAGUUCAUGAUGAUCAUGCUGAAUAAUUUUUUGUACUACUCUGGAACCCAUUGGUCCUGUUCUUAGGACCAUCCAAGGAAUCCCUUUGUCAGGGUGCUAUUGCCUUCUAUAACCUGAGAACAUUGUUCUUUUGCAUCUUAUGGCCCCACGCUCAUUAGAUCCUUGAAUUAGCUUGACCAAAUUGGAUGUAGAGGUACAUACAGGCCUCCCUUUCCCUAUAAUGGCAGAGCCUCAUUGUCAAAUUGUGGAUGGUGGUAGAACUGGGCUUUGCUAUGCCCUAGGACAGGUAGGGGAUCUGUGGCCCUCCUGAUGUUGCUGAAUUAUAGCACUAAUCAGCCUGGCUAGCCUUCCCAAUGGUCAGGGAUAAUGUGAGUCACAAUUCAGCAACAUCUGGAUGACCACCAGUUAACUAUCCUGCUCUAUGAGGAUUCCUUCAUCCAGCCCAUGAUAAAUUGAACUGAAUCCAUCACAUUUAUGGAGUGUCUAGCUGUGACUAAGAAUGAGUCAGCUGAAGUUGCAUCUAGUCAAGACCAAGUAAAGAUAGUUGGCAAAAUUUGUAGUUGAGGCACUCAUCGUUAAUUGGGUUUUGGUCUAUCACGUGUUCUGUGUUUUUAUAACCUUUGACAGCCUCUUUUACUGGACCAAUCUCUGCAAGAGCAUUUAUAGAGCACGUUGGAUUGAGUGCUUUGUUUCAGAAAAAUACAUUUUCUUCCUCAUUUUGUAUUUCUCAAGUAUUCAAGUCCCCCGUUUUAUUCUCACUGUUGCAUUCCAACUACCCUCUGUUCUCGUAAUGCUAAUAGUUUUAUUGUGGAAUUUUGAUGACUCACACCUCAUGUUACUAUUUCUUAGAUAACAUUGUAGUCUGAACAAAAGUUUAUUAACUCUUCUACAAGUAGCACACAGGGGUUUUGUGCAAGUCAGUGGCAUACAAUAACUGCAUCUUUUAAAACUUCUAGACUGAAGUGUUCUUCAUGCUCUAUCUCAACUCAUGAUUGGGAAGGGUGUUAUUUGCUUUGCAAAUUUAACAAGCCUUUUUUAGAGUAUGACCAUCUCACAAUGCACUCGAGAGUUCCAAGGUGAUCUCUUUAUGCUAUUGAGUAUAGGGUGUUCAAAAUGAUGUUUCAAAAACAAGUGCCAACAGUGGUAAAUAUUUUUUCGUAGUACUUCUGUGCAAUUCCCAGCUCUGACAAAAUCUGUUAGCUAGCUGUUCUACAUCAGGGUUAGGAUGUCGGGUAUGCUGCUAAUCUUUCCAGAAAAAAAAGCACUCCUGUGCUGAAUAGACCACAUAAUAGCAAGUUUCAGUUCUGAAUUCAACAGUGGAUUAGUAGAAAAAAUGUAUAUCUAUAUAUCCCAGUGGGCUUUCACUUUAUUCUGUUUUAGAUGAAACCCGAUGUGACACAGAAAGUGCUAGUUGCUAGCAAAUAAUCCCUGGGUUUCAAACCAGCCAGACAAUAAACAACUCUAUAAUAUUCAGUGCUGCAGCUUCUGUAGAGCCCAUCUGUUUCAAAAUAAGCCUAAUUCUGCUUACUAUGCGGAAUGCUUUGUUGACUGGAGUUUGUCCUACUUUCCUCUAAUGUGUUGCCUGUGAGCCUCUGGUGCCAUCUCCUGGAACUCCUGAAGCAUGAUCAGCAUCUAAAUUAAUAUUGUUCACUAGAGCAGUCACUAUUUUAAUUCUUGAUGUUUAGAUGCAGUAGAAACCUCCCAUACAUACUAAGUGUAUGCUAAAUUCGAUUCCUUGUUUUUGUAUUUAGGCACAGAUACCUUUUACUCUGAAAAAUCAGAGCAUAUCUGACACAUUUGCUGUCACGUUUACAGUGGUCCGUAAGAAGUUUCCAGUCCUGAAUAAAUGUCAAUAAUUUUUCUUUAAUUAAACAUGUUAACUUUGCCAUCUCAGCCAAGUCCAUGAGUUUUAUCAGCCAUUCCUCUAUAGCAGGCAUAGUGUUCCUUUUUCUUCAAGGUGAUUAAUUAUUGUGUUUAAUCUAUCCUCCUUUCUGCCCAUUGUACUACACAAGUCUUGCUCACCUAAAGCAAUUGUGAGAUCUGAACUACAAUUAUUUGCUUAUGAACAUUUCUCAUUUCUGAUUAUUUCAGUCUUUCCUUCGUUCUCCUGGGUUUCUUGCUUCAAACAUCCAUAUAAGGAAAUUUUCCACCUUUAGCUGUCCCUUGCUAUCCUCAUGCUAGUAACUAAGGUUAUGGUCCAAGCAAAGUGGGCUUGGAAGGGCCCUACGUUUUGCAUAUUGAACUGCAUAUUGGCACUGUAGGCUGCAAUGUCAUUUUUUUAAAACACUCUUCCAUUUUGUGUAAAUAAAUAUUCUAAUUGUAGUAAAUUGUAUGGUUCUUGCUUAUUUCCUCUAAAUGAACAAGAUAAUAUUGACGUUAUUAUAAUUUUUAAUUUUUUAAAAAAAUUUAUACCCACCUUCUUCCCAGACGGGGCCUCAAGACGGUUUACAGAUAAAAAUAAGAGCAGCUAAAAACAUAGGGAAAAACAUAGUGUGAAUGCUUGAUUUGUUGUUUUGCUUUGCUCAUCUCCUUUCACAUAAUUCUCAAGAAGAUUUAUAACCAUACAAUAUAAACAACAAAAAUUGGUUUUAAAAUAAUACAACUAAACACCCAAGGCAGAGACAUUUAAACCAAACAGCCUGGCUCUUCAGCUGACCAUGCAGGGUUGGCAGAAACCUCAGAGAGCCACAGCUUCAUGCACAGUUCUGUCUCCUGUAUGCCUAAUAACUCUUCUGCUGGAUCAGGCAAAAGGUCCAUCCCAUUUCUAAUAGUAGCCUGCCAGAGGCUCAAGCAUAGCAACAAUGGCCCUCCCUGCUCUUCGUCCUCAGAAUCUGCUAUUCAGAGAGACAUUACUUGUGAACAUAGAUGUUUCAGUUAGCUGUCAGGUCCAUCCAUUACUAUUAGCUACACCUUUUACAAAUUUGUCUAGUCCUUUUUAAAGCUGCCUAUAAACUGUUGGUAGUCAGCACAACUUGUAAUAGCUAAUGCAAAGGUACAAAUCUUAGGUCCACCAUCACUCUGGACCUAAAAUGACCUCACUGCCCAAUUGUUUUUCAAAAUCAAAAGACCAUGACUCUCUGAGCCAUCCUUCUUCACUUACUUGGAUGGUCACCCUAGUUGACAAAAUCAUAGAUGUGUAGUUGGGAAGAGGAGCUCACCUCUUCCCUGCUUUAGGAAGUCCCAGUAUCCUGUUGUUCUCAUGAAAUUGAAUUGCAGCUUAGCUCGUCCAUAAACUGCUAGCAAUUGCUGCUUGUUCUUUUUUUCCAAAAUGAUAAUUGAACACAGACAGUUUUUUUUAAAAUAUUCAGGCAACACUGCAUGGCCACAAACUAUUUGUUCCACUGGAAAUUCCUUUCAGCGAUAGAAGAAAUUACUUUGAGAGUGAGAGCUUAAACUGAACUUCUUUUCUCUUCUUGGGGUUGGAAAAUUUGAUGGCUACUACUGGAGUGUCUUCUACUGGAGACAAAAAGAGAGCACUGACUGAAAACUAGUGUGGGAUAUGAGGUGUGUAUGGUGUGGUGGUCACCCCUUUUUAUUACAGCAGUUGAUGCAAUUCAUCACAGAGAAGCCAAUGUAAGAAAUUUCAAGGGGACGGGUGUCAUAUUGAUGAGAAAGUGUAAAUUGUUCCAUUGACAAGUGUUUCUUUUGACUCAGAAUUGUUACACAUACUAUAAAGCCUAGUAUAUUAGCAGCAGCAACUUUCUGACCUAACGUUAUAAAACUAUAUGUUAAAAAUCCUCAGAAAUAUGCCUGUUGUAGAUUUCGGAAGAUGACAGUGAUUGGUAUUUGCUUUUCUUAACAGGCCCAAGACAUUACGGCAAUGAAAGGAGACCCUACGGCUUCUGGCUUCCACCAGAAGAGCCAUCAGUUGAAGAACUUAGAAGGCAAAGACUUAAUCGAUUUGAGAGGUGGUAA